Bathycoccus prasinos is the source of this 1653-nucleotide messenger RNA. RefSeq lists its product with no specific name. The record is from RefSeq and is a predicted model, not a curated record. The transcript has a single exon. NCBI's taxonomy places the organism in Eukaryota, Viridiplantae, Chlorophyta, Mamiellophyceae, Mamiellales, Bathycoccaceae. Bases 1 to 1653 code for a protein of 550 amino acids.
AUGGACGCGGCCGCAUUCAGCGCACUUUCUCGCGAGCUCUGCUCUUCCUCGCUCUCUUCUCACGAGAAGACGACUCUUUUCAUAACAGAAGUCGCAUCCAAGGAGAAAAAAAUCUCGUGCGAACAACUCGGGAUGUGUUUGAAGAACAUCUUAUUCGUCAACUUCCGCUUGCGAUGUUGCACGGAAACGGCGACGUACAUCACCGACUGGGAGAAAAACAGAGAGGAUUUGAAACGGUUGGUGAAAAAGUGGGAGUUUACAGAUUUCGAAGAGGCGAUCGAGGAGGAGAGGAAAAGGAGCGGAGGUCAAGGUGGUGGGAAUAUACCCGGAAAAGGAGGAGAGGGCAGAGAAGAGAAGAAUAAUCGAACUUUAGCGGCGUGGAGCAGGAAGAUCGAGAUGGAGGAAAAGGACGAGGACGACGAGGACGACGCGACGACGCUGCCAUUGGCCGUGGAGGAGAGGAAGAGCGGUGUUAACGGAAACGGAUAUAACAACGAGGAGGAGGAUUUGAAACAGAGCGCGAAAGAAACGGACGAUCCAACCUGGAUGAAACCGAUGAACGCGUACGAAACGAAAACCGCCGCGCGAUUGACGGAAACGAAGAGGGUCGGCGUCCGGUACGAACACUUUGAUAAAAAGAAGAACGUGCCAUUGGUCGAGUUACGUGUGGAGAGGGACGUGCCGACGUUUAGAGAGGAUUUCAAUACGAUCGCGUACGACGAGGAUUUCACAGGGGAUGUUAUUUUGGACGUGAAGAACGAGUUCAAGACUAAAGGAGGCGUGAAAGUUUUUUUGAAAUGUAACGAGUAUGGGCACUGGGAGAGUGGGUCGGGAAAACAUAGGAAAACACACACGAGAAGGAAAACGAGCUAUUCGAAAGAGUUCAAUUUGUUAUCUUUGGAGGACCAAAAUCGAACAUUUCGCGAAGGAGAGAGAAUAGUAUUACGGUUUAAAUUUGAUGAGAUAAUCGAUGCACCGAGCUUUUAUUUCGGCGGAGGUAGGACAACGUGCUACGUAAAGUGGCAAUUCGGCGUGUAUCUCGAUGUAGAUUAUGGUAAUGCAUUUAAGAAUGCGUUCGGAAGAGACGUUGAUUUUAAAUGCGAUUGUCAUCACGUCGGGAAAUAUUUAUCUAUUUCUGCCAACAAGCACUUGGGAACACCAACCGACCGCAAAAUUUCCGUCUCUGUUCCUUCUUUCAUGUGCUGCGGCGGUUCCAAAAACGGAGAUCUUGAAGGCCGCGUGUGGCUCGAACGCGAUCACUUUUCUGUCGCCGAUGACGUGUGGAGAAACCAAGCUUUACGCUCCGCGUUGCAAAUGCAAUUGAAAAACAGCAGUAAAAAAGAAAUCCAAAACGCGCGAUACGAAUUUCGCCGCUCUAUUUCCAUCGCCGGGCACUGUUUUAGCGACUACGUCGUGUCCAGCGGGUAUUUUCCGCAAUCUUUUCUUAAACCUGAAAUGAUGAGCUUUGAAAAUUUUAAUUUUCAGUUGUCCGUGACGGAGCAAGGGGGAUUGAGUUUCGCGAAUCAAGCGACCAGUCCUCCCACGAAUUACGCCAGAAUUGAGUGGAAGCUGGUGGUUAUAUUCAAAGUGAAUUACGCGUUCGAUCCGAAAAUUGUUUUUCCGAUAACGCUGUGUUCUCGAUUUGUCGCGUGA